UAUGUUUUGGUUACUUCUACUUUCAUCUUGGUUGUUGGCGUUGGCGCUCCGCUCGUUAUUGAUUGUUUUCUUUUUCCACUUGCCGAUGCGCGAGGGAGGUUUACUUUCAAGCGUCCCCUGCGCACUUACUCCUUUUCUUUUUGCCGUGUGCUUUCCUCCUCCUCCUCAGACGAUGUCCACCGCUGCCCACACAUUCCGCCGCAUCGUUGCGCACGACCUCUCCGUCGACUUCCGCGCCGCCACCUCCAUCGUGCGUGCGGACUUCCCAAAGGAGCUGCACCCGAAGGCGGUUCUCGUGAGGAACAAGUUUGUUGGCAUCAACGCCAGCGACAUCAACUUUACAGCUGGCAUCUACCAGCCGGAUGUGCGCCCGCCCUUCGGGUGCGGCUUUGAGGCGGUCGGCGAAGUCGUCGCGGUCGGGAGUGCCGUGUUGGAUCUAAAACCCGGUGCGGCUGUCGCGACGCGCGAGUACGGCGCGUUUGCCGAGCAUCAAGCGGUGGCGCGCCGUCACGUGAAGCUGAUUCCGUCUCUUGCGAAAGAGUACCUCCCGCUGGACCUCAGUGCCACGACGGCGUCCAUUGCGCUGGAGCACGUCUUGAAGCCGCUGAAGGGUGAGCGGGCGGUGGUGACGGCGGCCGCAGGGGGGACCGGGCAGUUCGCGGUACAGUUGCUGAAGCACGUGUAUGCGUGUUCGGUGGUGGGCACCUGCUCCUCGGAGGAGAAGGCGGCCUUUCUGGUGGACAAGCUGCACUGCGAUGGGGCGGUGAACUACCGUAAAGAAGGCGGUCAGGUGGCGGCUGCGCUUCGGCGGCACUACCCGCGCGGCGCGCAAAUCGCCUACGAGUCGGUCGGCGGUGAUCUGCUGGAGUCGGUCACCGCAAGUCUCGCCCUGCGAGGGCGCAUCGUCUCCUUGGGCUGCGUCUCGACCUACCAAGAUGGCUCGACGGAAGCCGUUGCGCGUCGCACGCCGCUGCCGCUGCAGCUGCUGGCCCACAGCGCGUCUCUUUCGACGUUCUUCCUGCCUCACUUUGCCAAGUAUGAGGUCGCCCACUUUGAGAGACUGUGCGCACUGCAUGACAAAGGGGUGAUCCACAGCUUUGUGGAUCCGACGGUGUUCAAAGGGUUAGAGGGGGUGUACGACGCGAUUGACUGGAUGUUUGCGCGGAAGAACUGCGGCAAAGUCGUUGUGGAGCUGUGA
Messenger RNA from Leptomonas pyrrhocoris, 1198 nucleotides. RefSeq names its product putative oxidoreductase. Gene Ontology annotation, cellular component: mitochondrion. The transcript has a single exon. Gene Ontology annotation, molecular function: oxidoreductase activity. Bases 86 to 1198 code for a protein of 370 amino acids. Lineage: Eukaryota; Euglenozoa; Kinetoplastea; Trypanosomatida; Trypanosomatidae. The record is from RefSeq and is a predicted model, not a curated record.